AUGUCCAGCUCCAUGGCCGCGCCGCCUUACUCCAACAAAGCUGCCAUUUACCUUGGACCCGUUAUUUCCUUUGGAGUCGUCGCACUUUUCCUGGUCAUUGCGCGUAUCUAUACACGCGUAAAGAGGACAGGACAGCUGUAUCUCGAUGAUUGGAUCAUCGUGGUCGCGGAGCCAAUGUCGUUGGUCGGCAUAUGUUUGGCCAUCGCGUCGACCGCAUACGGAUGGGGUAAACCAGCAGCAUUCUUCACACCCGAGGCGCUCAAGCAGACACUAAGGGUCCAAUUCGCGCUCCAGACCGUGUGGCUCCUGACGCUAUGGCUCGUUCGACUGUCUGUCGCGUGCUCGCUACUGCGUUUUGGAACCGAAAGACUAUGGCGAUGGCCAUUGUACUUCAUCAUGGGUCUCCAGACGGUCAUCUCCUGGGGCUACUUUGUGAUUCAGUUUGCACAGUGCACACCCGUCAGCUCCAACUGGGAUACUGGUAUCUCUUCCAAAUGUUGGAACCUGGAUCCCAUCAUCCUCUUGGGAUGGGUUAUAGCUGGUGUUUACAUCGCUAUGGAUCUUACGCUUUCUCUCAUGCCAAUCCGCUUGAUCCGUACCUUGAACCGCUCCCAAUCGGAGAAGAUGCUCAUCUGUGUCCUAAUGGCCCUCGGUCUUCUCGCGACUGCAAUUAACUGCGCUAAGAUGACAACGUUCACGUCUUUUGGUCAAGGCGACGUGAUGCAGGCUACCAUCGUGCCUUCAAUGUGGGCCAAGCUAGAAGAAGAGAUUGGCAUUAUUGCUUCGUCGCUUCCUUGGCUCAAGAGCCCGGCUGAGAAUUGGUUGAAGAAGAUGGGCAUAUUGAAAGAGCAUCAGCUUACCAAACCGAGCUUUGUGGCUGAUAUGAGCUUGCCGAACGUCAAGGACAACGUCGAGGAUAUGAAUAAUAAUGAUGAUGACGAUGAUGCGGACAGUGCGAAAGUAAAGGGAAAUGUUAGAGUGGAUUCAGUGGCUACUGCACUCGGUACCAAAGGCUCCAACUCAACCUUGCCAAAAGAUCCAAACAGCCAUACCUGGCAGGCUGUCUGA
This is a messenger RNA of Alternaria burnsii, 1068 nucleotides long. RefSeq names its product hpp family protein. The record is from RefSeq and is a predicted model, not a curated record. Bases 1 to 1068 code for a protein of 355 amino acids. The transcript is spliced from 2 exons. NCBI's taxonomy places the organism in Eukaryota, Fungi, Ascomycota, Dothideomycetes, Pleosporales, Pleosporaceae.